Rotaria socialis is the source of this 2256-nucleotide messenger RNA. Lineage: Eukaryota; Metazoa; Rotifera; Eurotatoria; Philodinida; Philodinidae. The record is from the annotation of a GenBank genome assembly.
AUGGAUCAAAACUUCGACAAUGAAGAUCUUCAUUUUCCAUCAGAACACGUUUUGCCAUUAACAACUACGUCAUAUACAAAUAAUACGUUUCCCCGUCUUCAUAAUCGUAGUCGUUCUAUAAAAUCCCGAAAAAAUAAUUCGUCUUAUACUCAAAAUGAAGAUUUACGUGACACUAAUUUUAUUAAAUUGAAAGUGCCACCGAUAGAUCAAGUAUUAUGUAAGCAAGAGAAAUCGAAAGAAAUAGUAAAUGGUAUCCGAAAAAUAUACGAUGGACAACAAUAUCCACGUAUUUGUGCCGAUGCAAAUUGUACAGUAAUUCUUCAAGAUAAUUCUGAACAUCAAAAUGGUUUAUGUCCAGAUCAUUAUCAUGAAUCCUGUUCUAAAACGUUAUCUGUAGCAUUGUCUUCGUCGCGUAAACGUCGCCGUUAUAAUUCUCCAUCGUCUAGUCGCCCAUCACAAGUGCCUAUGACUCCUAACAUGCAUAUGCCUACAUUAAAGAACAAUCAUCGUCUUUCAAUAGCGUCUAUUCCUCUAUCUGUUGACAUUAACAAUCCGAAGAAAGGCGACAUUAUCGAAAUGGAGAAUGGUUCACGAAAAAAAUUUGAUGGUGUUGUUUGGCGUAAAAUUUGUUCACUACCUGAUUGUAUAAUAGCUGCACAACGUGAUGAACUAUGUCGAAAACAUUAUAUUAAACUUCAUGGAAAACCAAAUAAUGGAUCGAUCAAUGAUAGUAUUGAAUCGGCGAACAUCGUUAUACCUCAAUCAAAAAGUAUUUCAUCAAUAUCAACAUCAUCCAUGGACGAAAAAUCAGAAUCUCGAACUUUGAAAAAACUCAAAGAUGAAUCUAUGGAUUAUGAUGAACAACAAGACUUAAUCAACGACAAUACAUCAAAUAGUUAUCAUGCAUCAGAUGAUGAGACUCAAAUUAAUCAAGAAAAUUCUUCUAUUAUGCAUGAAGAUAAUUUCGAUGGUCAAAUUGAUCGUACACUUAUCGAUGCACUUUCUGCUUGUCGACAAAAAUUUCUCACAAAUUAUUUAAAAAAAUGGUUACAAGAAAACCGUAAUCAUCCUUAUCCCAGUAAUCAAGAAAAAAUUGACUUAGCUAAACAAUCAUCUAUAACAUAUGAUCAAGUAACAACAUGGUUUAAUAAUGCACGUGCAAUUCUUCGACGACGUCAAACUAAACAACAAAAUUCAUCGAAUAAUGGUGCUGAUGAUUCAUCAGAUGAAAAUAACGAUGGUUUAGAUUCUUAUCACAAUAUAUCUUCCCGGAGUAAAAACAGAAAAUUUUGUUAUAUAUGCAAAGGAAAUAUAAAUUCAAUUUUAGUUCAACGAUCAUUAUCAUUAUUUAAUGGUGUAUGUUGUCGUUCAAUCGGUAUACAAUGUAAUACGUCAACAGUAAAUCAAACAACAUCGACAUCAACUGAUGUACCUAUGAUGACUGACGACGAAUUAUUAUCUGAUCGUACGGUUCGAAUUAUAUGCCCAUCGAACUAUGUAUUGAAAACAAGUAAUAGUAUGAAACGUGAUGCUAGUCAAGAAUUUCUAAUUAAUGAUAUUAAACAUGAAGAUAAUGAUGAAGGCUUCAGACAAAAUACAGAAAUCAUUAUUACAAGUACUUGCCUGGAUGAUGAUCAAAUGAUACGUUUGAAGAAAUUUUGUUCUCGAUUUAACAUUAAAUUAUCAAAUGUUAUUGAUGAAUAUACAACACAUUUAAUAACUGCCGAAGAAGAUGAAACACUGGUGUGUCCAUUAUCAAAAAAAGUGAUUCAAGCUGUUGCUCGUCAUAUGUAUAUUCUAACUUAUCGUUGGAUCGAUACUUGUCUAACGAUGAAUAAAAUUAUUAAUGAAAAAAUAUUUGAAAUUCAAGGUGAUUCAACCUUGUCAUCGAAUCAUAAUGGCAUGCAACGAAGUCGUCAAAGUAACUUAGCACAUAAUCUACCAACAAGUUUAUUAUUUGAAAAGUUUUCUAUUAUGUUAAAAUGUGAUGGCUGUCAAAAACUGAUGAAUAAUAAUGAAUUAAUUGAAUUAGUGAAAUUAUCCGGAGCUAAACAUACUAUCGAAUCAUAUUUUUCACGUUUACAAACUGAUUUAACACGUAUUGUUCUAUGUGAAAAAGAAUAUUUAGUUCAACGAAAAGAAAUAUAUGAAAAAUGUAUUCAUAUUGGCAUUCAUUUUCUUUCACCUGAAUGGUUUCUCGAAUCACUUGUUCAAUAUCGUAUUCAACCAUUUGAAGAUUAUCAGAUAUUACCUUAA